CCCUCUGUAAUCGGCUCGUCUAUUUAAUGACAUAUUCAACUGCCAAAAGUUUGGUGAAUCUUGAAACAUUGGAGAUACGUUACUGCCAUAAGAUGGAAGAAAUUGUAAUGAAGCAGGAUGGAGAAGAUGAUGAGGACAAGGAAAUCUUUUUUAGCAAACUGAAGCUUUUGGAACUUGACUAUUUACGAACAUUGAAGAGAUUUAGUGGCCACAGUUAUACUUUCAGGUUCCCAUUAUUAGAAUGUGUAACUAUAACACAGUGUCCUCGACUCACAAUGUUCUGUCCAGGAGCCAUUUAUGCCUCGCAUCUUCAAAGCAUUCGAGUACGUAGAGAUAUAGUUGAUCAUCAUAGAGAUAUUUGGAUGACCGAUCUUAACAACACCAUCCAACAUCGGUUUAUGACUCAGGAGGUAAUUUUCACAACCACAGAUAUGGCCUUAAAUGCAGAGAAUAUCACAACGAUAAGGAAUGUCUUUCCUAGAGUGACAGUUCUUUAUAUAGAAAAGUUCCAGGAUGAUGGGAUAACCUUUCCCUAUAGCUCCCUUGAAAGAUUUCCUCAGUUGCGUUUGCUUCGUGUGCAGCACAGUUCCUUUGAGGAGAUAUUCCCCUCACUGGACCAGAUUAUUGAUUUUAUGGGGAAAAUCCCUCCAUUUAAGGUAUUACACAUUUUCUAUUUGGGUAAGCUCAAGAGUAUAUGGAAGGAUGAUUUUCAACUACCACCAAUUCAUCAAAAUCUAAGAUCUCUCAGUGUCAAAAGUUGUUGUAACUUGGUCAAGUUGGCACCAUCCUCUGCUUCAUUUGAAAAUUUGAGAAGCCUAUCUGUAUCUGGAUGUCAUCAGCUUAUCCAUUUAGUGACAAGUUCAACUGCCAAAAGCUUGGUGAGUCUUGAAUGGUUGGCCAUAAAUGAUUGCAAAAAGAUGGAGGAAAUUGUAAUGAAUGAGACCAAUGAAGAUGUAGAAGGUGGAAUCACUUUCAACCAAUUGCAGAGGAUCGUACUUACUGAUUUGCCAAGCUUAAAGAUGUUUGCUUCACAAAGUCUCACCUUCGAAUUCCCAGAAUUAGAAGAGAUAAAAAUAACUGGAUGCCCUCAAAUGAAAAAACUUGGUCCCGGAGUGUUGAAAACACCAAAGUUAUCUAAAGUGAAAAUAGAAGGAUGUGACAUGGAAUGGGAGGAUGAAGGAGACCUUAACAAAACAAUAGAAAUGCUAUGCUCAGCAAAGGACAGCGUUAAUUGACAGAAGGAUAAGUACAUCAUUCAUGUUAUCAUUUUCAGGUACUCUUGGUGAUGAUGUUGACACGUGAUGAUGAACGUGGACAGGUGUUUGUGCGUUGAUGCUUUUGUUGAAUUCUCUGUUAUUUGAUAAAUGAGACUGUUUUUAUGAUAAACAAUGUUCAUACCAAUAAAUUGGGUGAUGAAUGACUUGGCCCUGCAGGUCAAAACUCUACCCUUAAAGUGUGGUUUGUUUCAUUGUGUAUUAUGAUUCUCAUGGAUGGAAGACUCAGAAAUUGGUGUGCUGUGAUUGUGAAGCUUUCAUUCAAGAACUGUGUGAUUAAGUUAUUCAGAUUAUUAAUUAGUUCAA
Molecule: messenger RNA, 1580 nt
Organism: Neltuma alba
Lineage: Eukaryota; Viridiplantae; Streptophyta; Magnoliopsida; Fabales; Fabaceae
Exons: 4
Coding region: 27-1235 (402 amino acids)
Source: RefSeq, a predicted model, not a curated record